AAACGCACAAGCGCGUGAUUCGAUAUCGGCGAAAGUCAGAAGAGAGGGUAAGUGGGUAAAAGAGCAAAGAGAUAGUAAGGGUACAUCGGUCUUUUCGAAGUUCACUAGCCAGCUCCCCGGGAACGCACAGCCAUGGCGGUUCUUUAACCGCACCACAUCAAUUACGUUUCCGUUUGGUUGCUGAGAGACUGAAAGAAAGUUCAAAACUUUGAGUAGGCGUUACAAUCUCUUGUUCGGUAUAGAGGAAUUACUCGUUUGAGAAGUUAUAAUCGAGUUGUUUGAUCAAUGGAAACAGCUGAGAAAUCUCAAGAAACUGUCUCCAAUGAAACACCAAAAUUGGCUGGAACUGUGAACUGGGGCACGGCAACAGUCAUUGGUGUGUUUGCAGGCAUGUUAUAUGGUGGUAGCAAGGAGGCAGCUGCAUCAGUUAGUAAGGAUGCAGAAGUAAUGUUGAAGCUUGGGAGCACUCCGGACAAGCGAGAGCAGUACCGAUUGAUGAGAGAUGCAAUGGAGAAGAGGUUUAUCAGAGUCACUCGUGGUUCAAUAGUUGGUGGAGUGCGUCUUGGAAUGUUCACUGCUGCAUUUUAUGGUUUACAAAAUCUACUGGCUGAGAAACGGGGUAUUCAUGAUGUUUUCAAUAUUGUAGGUGCUGGUUCUGCGACUGCCGCUACAUUUGGUGUAAUUUUGCCUGGAUCUCUUCGAUGGCGUGUAAGAAAUGUGCUACUUGGAUCAGUUAUGGGUGCAGCGUUCUGUUUUCCUCUUGGUUGGAUCCAACUGAAGCUUAUAGAGAAAGCAAACAAGGAAAAUCCUGAUUCAGGUACAAUGGGAGAAGGAAAGAGUGGUGUUGGUGCUGCAAUUGAGAGGCUCGAGGGAAACUUAAAAGCUGAGUAGAUACAAAUACUUUGUUGGCAUGACCUCAUUGGUGUCCCAGUGGGAGGUUGUCAGUUUCAAGAGAAGAAAUUCUUUCGGGUAUCAAACAAGAUGGACUACCUUUGCCACACACCUGAUUCUUUUUCCUCUCUAGAUAAGAGUUGAAUUUAGCUAUACUUAAGAAAUUCUUGUAGGUUCUUUCUUGAGCAUUUUUAAAUCUUUCAUUCAUAGGAAAACAAUAUUUAGCUUUAGCAUCUAACGGGUGAAUUUUCUAGGGAAUCUUACUUUCGCAAAACGAAUGCCUAGCUGAUGUUUUUGGAUGUGUUUGGUAGAAUACAAAUUGAAAUGGCAACUGAAAGGGCAAAAUAAUUAUUUUGAAUGUGAUAAUAUAUAAUUUAUGGUUUAACUGAGAA
Ricinus communis (castor bean) is the source of this 1283-nucleotide messenger RNA. RefSeq lists its product as uncharacterized. Lineage: Eukaryota; Viridiplantae; Streptophyta; Magnoliopsida; Malpighiales; Euphorbiaceae. The coding region runs from base 286 to 891 and encodes 201 amino acids. The transcript is spliced from 5 exons. The record is from RefSeq and is a predicted model, not a curated record. Gene Ontology annotation, cellular component: mitochondrion.